Molecule: messenger RNA, 1149 nt
Organism: Euleptes europaea (tarantolino)
Lineage: Eukaryota; Metazoa; Chordata; Lepidosauria; Squamata; Sphaerodactylidae
Gene: TEX9
Product: testis expressed 9
Exons: 12
Coding region: 1-1149 (382 amino acids)
Source: RefSeq, a predicted model, not a curated record
AUGGCGGCGGCGGCGGUGCCGGCCCCCCCCGCCAGGAGCAGCCCCGCCGCCGCCGCCCCCACCGCCCCCACCGCCGACUUCCUGGCCAAGGAGCGGGAGUACAAGCGCCUCAACGCCCAGCUGCAGGCCCAGACCAAGGCGCUCGUGCGGCAGGCCGAGCGGGUCCUGAGAGAUCAACACGAAGUGCUGUCCAGGCCGAUCUCUGCCCAGCUCCAGCAGGUGGAUGAAGAGACGAAACCUCCGAGAGAUCUGCAUUCCCCCGAAUUGCCAGCUCUUCGGCAUGCCCACAACAAGCCAGCAAACAAGAAGAAAUCUGGCUCUGCUGCUGCAGCUCGGCUGAGGAGCCAGUCCAGCACAAAGGGAACCGGAACUGUAUCGAGUGCCAAGUCAGGGCCACGCACGGUCCAGAGCGCAGCUGACGUGGCGGUGCCAGACUUCUCUCUGGCGAAGACCAUUAGCAAGAUUGAAGGGAAGCUGGAAGAAGGAGCCUGGCCGGAACUCGAAGAGGAUGCCUUCCUCGGUGCGGGAAGUGAAAUCGGAGCAGAGGCCCAGAUCCGGUUUCUAAAGGCAAAACUGCGUGUUAUGCAAGAGGAGCUGGACAACCUCGGACGGGAGUGCAGUCACAAGGAUGACGAGAGCCAGGAUUUAAACCUCCGGCUUAAGGAGGCUGAAGAGGCCCAUGGGAAGCUGCAGAGAACGUCAAGCACCCAGCAGGCUCAGCUAGAGAAGUACAAGCGGUUGGCGGAGGAAGCCAACCAGCGAGCAGAAGGCCUGCAGCAGCAGGUCUCAGGUCUAGAGAAGGAGUCGGAGACACUCAAGCGGGCCCAAAAGCAGGCCUCGGCCAGCCAGAGCAGCAUGGAAGUGCGCCUGAACCGGGCCCUGGAGGAAGCGGAGAGAGCCAAACUGGAGGUGAUCAAGCUGAGACAAGGCAACAAGGAUCUGGUCAACCAAGAGCACAAAAAGCUUGAAGAACUGAGGGUGGAAAAGAAGAGGCUCGAAAAACAAAAAGGAGAACUGAUGUCUGCUUUCAUUAAACAGUUGAAAUUAAUAGACAUUUUAAAGAGGCAAAAGAUGCACAUCGAAGCUGCAAAGAUGCUUUCGUUCACUGAAGAGGAGUUCAUGAAAGCCCUUGAAUGGGGGAAUUCCUAA